AUGAAAGUAUUGAUUGUUUUGCUGCUUUUGGUAGUUUAUACAAACGCAUUUGGAAUCAUAGGACGAACACAAAGUGCUGCAGUAAAAGGGAUUCUGAUGUGUAACAAUAAACCUGCUAGCAAUGUCAAAGUGAAGUUAUAUGAUGACGAUAGAGUCGGCAUGGAUGAACUGCUGGCACAAGGCAAAACUGAUUCUCAAGGGUUUUUCCAACUUCAAGGCUCUACAAAGGAAAUCACCACAAUUGAUCCCAAAGUUAAUGUUUAUCAUGACUGUGAGGACGAGUUCAAGCCCUGCCAGCGUAAAAUUACAAUUUACAUACCAGACGCGUAUAUAUCAUCUGGAAAAAAUCCCAAAAGAAUCUAUGAUGCAGGAACAAUCCAAUUAGCUGGCAAAUUCAAGGGUGAAACUCGAGACUGCAUCAAUUAA
Thelazia callipaeda (thelaziosis nematode) is the source of this 426-nucleotide messenger RNA. NCBI's taxonomy places the organism in Eukaryota, Metazoa, Nematoda, Chromadorea, Rhabditida, Thelaziidae. The record is from the annotation of a GenBank genome assembly.